Molecule: messenger RNA, 2830 nt
Organism: Homarus americanus (American lobster)
Lineage: Eukaryota; Metazoa; Arthropoda; Malacostraca; Decapoda; Nephropidae
Gene: dlt
Product: codanin-1-like
Exons: 8
Coding region: 676-2829 (717 amino acids)
Biological process (GO): chromatin organization
Cellular component (GO): nucleus
Source: RefSeq, a predicted model, not a curated record
UAUCUUCAUCUAAGCAAGAAGUACAGAUCCCAGAUGUGGACCAGCUUCUUGGAGAGUCCAACUCUGCUUUCACUUCUGCUUUGGUUACUAGUUCUCCCACUGUGUGUUCUUCCAGUCCCAGCUGGCACGUCGGCCAGAAGCAUGGAAAAUACGAUACGUCCACGCCUCGUUCCAGUGCCACCAGUCCUAAAUUUAACUUACAAAAAGUUUCUCCCCACGAACGAACCCAGCGUGGUAAAAGACAAAACCUGGAUGGAAGUGAUCAUGGGGGAAAGUGGGGUCACAGUAGUGACAUAAAACACAGUGAACAGAGACUUAGUCUUGGAGACUUCAUUACUCCAGAUGUGAAGAUAGUAAAUAGAAAGAAGAGUCCAUUACAUAGAGAUAGAGUUAGUGGAGGGUGGUCACUUCGGCAUCCAGACAUACCUAAAACUUUAGACCUCAGUGAUGAAGAGGCCUUUCCACUUGUAGGCAGCAGCACUCCCACGAUAAACAACAGAAACGAAGAAUAAACCCGACACGCAUUCUGACGACUAAUGCACGUCAGUCCAGCAAGAGUUCUCCAUUCAACCAUUGUGCGAAAGAAAUAUUUGGUGUUCCACAGAGUCACUCUACAAGUAGUCCAUUUUUGACAAGUGAAGAAGGUAGCAAAACUAUGGAUGAAGAAAGAGAAUUAUGCAAGAGAGACUUAAAAGGCAAGAAAGUGUAGCUAAGAUAAUUAGAAGUGGAGAGUCGGGUAAAGUGUUACGUAAAGAAUCUUCACCAAGCCAGGUUCAACCGAGACAGACAGAUAAGGCUAACAACUACGUCCAAGCUUCUCCUGAUCUAGUCACUAAUAGGAACUGUCUUGAUAUUCUUGUUAAAAUAUAUGCUGAACUGAUAUUAUACAACAUGACACCCAGUGUUAUGGUAGAACUGUACUAUCUCAUGCAAAUGCUGACAGUAUGUGUGAUUGUUGGCACAGAAGAAAGAAGUGAGCAAGUUGACAAAUGUUACCUCAGCACUACACACAAUUGUGUUUAUUUUGCUACAAAUGUACUUCUCUUGAUAUUAGACAUUUUGAAACUUUUCGACAAAGGCACAAUUAAACUUUUAUCAGAAAAUCCUCGUGUUCAACUAUUUUCAGAGGAAUUACAAAAACAUCUUCUGGAAUAUCUUGAAAGUCCUCUACCAGCACCUGUCCUCAACCAGGCUCAAAAGUCACCUAUUGGAAGUGUGUCUUUCCAGUCGGACACUGACAACAGAAAUAACUUUCCCAGUGGGCAAGCAUUUCACAUUUUUCGGAAACAACGGGACAUGUUUUAUGAGAUGAUCCGAAUUUGGGAAGAGAACCACCUUACGUCUGGCUGGUCUUAUGGUCAAGCUCUUGGGGCAAGAAUUCGCCACCUGUUGUCUCUACAUCCCAGCUCUUCCAAUUUUGCACAUUUUGCCCGUCUCUUCCAAUCGCAGCUUCUCAACAUGUGUCGUGGGGACGAUGACCAGGCUCACUGGCAACAGGAUCCUGAUGGUUUGGGUUUGUUGAUGCUCUUGAAAAAGCAGCAACCAGAGAAAUACAAGCGUCUGUAUGAACGUCUUGUGACUCCUUCAAAGUUUGGGGGUCCGUGUCCCCCUCCAUCCUUCCCGGGGUCUCAGGAGUUCUUCAGAGACUUUAUAACUACUGCAUCAAGCUAUGUGUUUAACCAGCAUCUGAAGGAUGUCUUAAUAAGCCAUAUACAGAUGCUUAAUGAUCAAGAAUUUGUGAUCUUAGAACCAGAGGAAACAGAUCCAGUAGACGUAAUGGUGUGUGGCGAAGCUCGUUCUGUUGUCCUUAAUCUUCGUGUCUUGGCAAAAUUUUUGGGAUUCUUAGAAUUCUUACCAUAUCAAACUUCAGAACAUAUUCCUGAGAAUAUCGUAGCCACUCACAUUGAUCUUCGUAGUAAGGUGUGUCCUCCAGUGAACCUAUGUGCUGCAUUACGGCAGUGUGCUUCAACUGGCCAGCUGGUGGUUGGAGUUACGUGGAUGGUGGAGUUCUUCAGUAUGGUUGACCCUGUUGCCUUACAUUCUCGUCAUUAUCUAACUGUUGUCAUGAUACUCGUAGCUGUCUUCAGGUUACUCUAUGUUGUUAGACCUGUGGAACCCACUGGAUGUCAAGUAUGUGAUGUUGCUUACACAACCAGAAGUUUGACUCCGUAUAAUGGCCUUCUGUUGAAGCUACUUUUGGGUUGGCUCUUUGAUCUACCAAACUUCCCUGAUGGUUUAUUUUUUAUUGAUGUGGGAGAGAUAGAUAUUGACUAUUUGGAAUACAGUCAAACCCUUGACGUACUCAAAGCCAACUACCGCCAUCUGUGUGUCACCUGUCUGAGGUGUCUAUUUACACCAACUGAUGAUGUGAUGGAUAGAAGGACAGCAGAAAUUAAUACUGUAUUAACACAAAAAGGAGUAUCACCUCACAAAGACCUUAAACCAACAAAAGGUACUGGACUGCCUCUCACAAAGACUCCUUCUAAGCAAAAUAUAAAAGGAUCACCAAGCAAAACUCCCUCCAAGUUUUUAUCAGUGAGCAUGAUAGAGAGUCCUCAGACUACACCUCUCAAAGGCUCUGACACUCAGAUUGUGGCAGAGCGUAAGCUGAAUCUAGAUGAGUCUAAUUUUGUUGAUCAACAGAUGAUCACAAUCUGCUGUCCAUUUAUAAGUGAACUAAAGAACUUACUGAGUGAUUACUGGGUAGGUGGAGGUUGCAGUAAAGGUACCAACAGUUACCGCAAGAUUACACCACUCUCUGCCUCUGAUAGAACCACUUCAACACACUCACAGAUGCAGCUGCAGGUAAUUCAUGUUUCAUUUAUUUAAA